Molecule: messenger RNA, 3913 nt
Organism: Rhipicephalus sanguineus (brown dog tick)
Lineage: Eukaryota; Metazoa; Arthropoda; Arachnida; Ixodida; Ixodidae
Gene: L
Product: zinc finger protein 423
Exons: 7
Coding region: 513-3302 (929 amino acids)
Biological process (GO): regulation of transcription by RNA polymerase II
Cellular component (GO): nucleus
Molecular function (GO): RNA polymerase II transcription regulatory region sequence-specific DNA binding; DNA-binding transcription factor activity, RNA polymerase II-specific
Source: RefSeq, a predicted model, not a curated record
CUGUCGCGCGCAGUGGUGGACAUAACUGUGAGUGGACGCUGCAACCUGCGAGGGAGUGAAUAGUUUGUUUCUUUUCUGCACUGUCAAUUAAAACGUUGACAUCGAACAGGAGUAUAACGAGGAACAAAACAGUCCCCAAGAAGUCAGGAGAAGGGAUGAAUUGCAUGCAAGAGACUCUACUCUGAGGUGUCUCGGGUGGUGUGGCUGCAAAAAAACAGUUUCCUCCAAAGUAAGACGGAAGUCGUUGUGGUCGCUGUCCACUUCGGCAACGUCAAAGAAGAAGAAAAAAGAAAAGAGGACAGCGUUAGUAUUGACGGUCAGCGCGAGGUGACGCCACAGGUGUCCAGUGUCUCCGAGCGACCCGAAACUCGUAACAUCUGGCAAUAGUUGACCCACGUGACCGCUGUUUGACUGACAAGUGUUGCGGACCGGAGCAAUGGAGCAGCGUCCGGGCAAGCUCUGCUGAACAACUGCUCUCCGUACCGGCCACUCAAACACUGCUCGUCGCGGACAUGUCAAGAAGGAAACAAGCUAAACCCAGAGCACUGAAACCCGACGAGGACCCAGGCGAAUCGGAAGCCACCGAGGAGCACCGUUGCCAAGCGAUGCAGGUGGACAGCAGAUCGGAGGAAGCCGACCACUCCCCGGGGGAGAACUCGUCCUACGCGCCCGGAGACAGCCCGCUGGACGGCUCGGACCAGGGACCGGAACCUCCUAGCGACGCGAGCCGAGCAGCCGGGGAGGACGAGGACAAGCCACCGUUCCGCUGUGACGGCUGCGGCCUGGCUCUCGACAGCGUGCACAGCCUGCUGCUCCACAGGAACGUCGACUGCAGCCGCGGGGCAGCCCCGGGCGGCGGCGCAGGCACGCCCUCGUCGUGGCGCUCUUCGUCCGGCAGCCCCGAGGACGAGCUGACGUCGGCGUCACUGUCGCCCCCGCCCUCGCUGCUGGCCGGAGGCCCGGCGUCGGCCUCCUGCUCCGACUCCGAGCUGUCCUUCACCAUCGGUGUCACUGAGGCGACGCCCUACGCCUGCCACUUCUGCGACAAGGCUUUUCCCAGGCUCAGCUACCUCAAGCGACACGAACAGGUGCACAGCGACCGGAUGCCAUUUCGGUGCGACUUCUGUCAGCGGCUGUUCAAGCACAAACGCAGUCGCGACCGACACGUGAAGCUGCACACGGGCGACCGCAAGUACCGGUGUUCGCAGUGCGAGGCGGCAUUCUCGCGCUCCGACCACCUCAAGAUCCACAUGAAGACCCACGACCACGCAAAGCCGUUCCAGUGUGCCAUGUGCAACCGCGGCUACAACACGGCCGCGGCCCUCACCUCGCACAUGCAGAACCACCGCAAGAGCGCCGCUGCAGCGGCCGCCACCAAUGGCCUCGAGCCGUCGGCCGCGCUCUCCCGGCCCGGCUCCAGUCUGGCAUCGGCUAAUGGAACGAACACGCUCACUGCAAUGGGAAAUCCAGCUGACGGUGGUUCGACGUCCAUGUCCCGGGACGACAGUUCCUCGUGCUCGACUGACAAACUGAGCCUAACAGGUGGCAGCCCUGGUCCGGGCAGCGUUGAAGUCCAAACAAACGGGUGCAAAUCGAUAUCCGAGCGGGCUGGCAGCACGAGUCCCCGCGACGGCGGCGAGCCGUUGGCGUGCGGCUUCUGCAGCCGGCGCGACUUCAGCAACCUAGAAUCUCUGCAGGCGCACGUGCGCGCCUCCCAUGUUCCCUUCUCGGCGGCUUCACUGGUGGGGCCGUCACACGGGGGCCAACUGCGGCCGGAGCCUCGCUCGGCGUCCCGCCAGUCACCGCCGGCCGCUACCACGGCUUCGUCGUUGGUGGACGCAUCGUACGAGUGCGAGUACUGCGGUAUGAAGCUGCCCAGCGUUCACGCCCUGCAGACUCAUACGCUAGCCGCGCACAGCUUCAGCGAGGUGCUGAGCAAGCGUAUGUCGGCCAUGAUGGGGGCCGACUCGGGCGGUGGGCCUCUGCUCUGCAGCCAGUGCGGCGCCGCGUCGCCGGACUUCGAGUCGUUCCGGGCGCACUUGGCGUCUCACCUGGAAGGACGCAUGUCGCGUUGCUGCCCCGAGUGCCGCGCCGAAUUCCCAUCCUCGCAGCAGCUCGAAGCGCACGUCGCCGCGCACUUCCUGGCCACGUCGGUGGAGUACGGCUGUCAGGCUUGCCUAAAGCUCUUCCCGCGGCCUGACGAGCUUCAGAAGCACCUGCUGGACGUGCACGCCCACCACCUCUACCGCUGUGCGCUCUGCCGGGACGUCUUCGACUCCAAAGUUGGAGUUCAGGUUCACUUCGCCGUCAAACAUAGCAACGAGUGCCAAGUAUUCAAGUGUAGCGCUUGCAACGCCGCCUACCGGUCUGAGCCAGAGUUCGCGCUUCAUGUUCAAGUCACGCACUUGGCUAAGGCUGCUCCCUACCGGUGCCUGCUGUGCGACCAGACAUUUGCUAGCGAGCCCCUGCUGCAAAGCCACCUGGAUACGCACGGCAAACAAUUCGCGUGUGCCCUGUGCAGCCAAGCCUUUCACGUAGAGUUUUUGCUCGAGAAGCACAUGCAGGCUUGUCACGCGGCCGACCUAACCUUGCAUCCAGAUGGUGUGCAGAACCUGAGCGUCAAGUCGAGGAUCAAGGACAACAGGUGCGACAUCUGUGACCAGGCGUUUGGAACGGACUCCCUGCUCGCGGCGCACCGCAAGCAAGUGCACAACGUGCGCUCUUCGUCGCAGAAGUCGGUGAGCCUGCUGUGCGCGUACUGCAACGAACCGUGCAAGUCGCGCUCGGACCUGGAGAACCACAUGAAGAGCCACACGGCAAGUCCCAGUAAGCACAAGUGCAACAUCUGCGACGAGAUGUGCCCCUCGGCGACCACGCUGGCCGAGCACAAGUUGACACACUGCAAGGUCGUCAAGGGUUCCACGUGUGCCGGUUGCCGCGAGGUGCUCCGCUCCGAGGAGCAGUUCUUGACGCACGUCAACUCUCACGGUGGAGGCCCCGCGUUGCCGCUGCCCUGCGUGGUGUGCCGCCAAACGCUAAUGUCUCAGGUGGAACUGCGCAUGCACGCUCGCUUCCACGUGGCCCACUGCGACAAAGGCUCGCUCUGCUGCGUCUGCGAGCGGCCCCUGGACGCGGCCAGCCGCAUCAUCACCGGCCGCCAGCAGGAGCGGCAGUCGUUUAUGUGCAAAGACUGCUUCCACGCUAAGGGUGUCCAGGACCAGGGCCGCUGCCCCGAGUGCCGAAUCAAGUUCGAGUCGCCACUCGAGCUCGAACAACAUGUGCGCAGCAGCCACGGCGGCUGAGCAGCUCCAUUUCAUUCAUCACCGGUGUGCACAUCGCAAACAAUCAAACGCGCCCGCGGUCUUUCUGUUAACUUAUUUCUCUUCCGUGGCGCGCCUCUCGUGUUUUCCCAGUCGUGGCUCGAGACAAAUCGCAACACGUCUAUUUAGAAAGUGUACCUCCUAAUAUAUCUGAUCAUCUUGUCAAAACGAAAAGGGCGUGUGUGGUCUUCAGGCUGUUCUUACCCGAGUGCUUCUCUGGUGCAGAAUUUCACCCAAAUAUGUAAAUACAAGUUAUCCAUACUCAUCGCCAUGUUUUUGUUCUGUGUGUCGACAUCAUAAAGCAGGGUAUGAAACUGCAUACAUUUUAAGCUGCCGGUUGUUUUAUGCCUUGGUAUAAUACUCUUCAUGAAGCACGUUUGUAACAGUGAAUACACCACAGCCAAAUAUGAAUAGUUUAUUCAUCCCAGUGUUUAAGUAUCAGUGUUUGUGUUUCGGAAGCAUCCUUAUGUUUCUUUACGCAACUAUACAAUAUCAAUUAGUUCUUUAUUUUUGAUAUUUUUUUUUUAUUUUUACGUUUUGCCUGUGUGGUUUACAAGGUUCACGAGGCAAAUAAAGUUCGUAUUUUCAAGGGA